This is a messenger RNA of Aspergillus sclerotioniger CBS 115572, 1735 nucleotides long. Its product is annotated as SDR family oxidoreductase. NCBI's taxonomy places the organism in Eukaryota, Fungi, Ascomycota, Eurotiomycetes, Eurotiales, Aspergillaceae. The transcript has 3 exons. The record is from RefSeq and is a predicted model, not a curated record. The coding region runs from base 1 to 1269 and encodes 422 amino acids.
AUGCAGCAAUCACCACAAUCGCCCGACCGCCAUGCCAUUGUAUUUGGCUGCUCCGGCAUCAACGGCUGGGCCCUAGUCAACCAGCUGUUAUCUGACUAUCCUGCCCCUGGUACCUUCUCCAAAGUCACCGCUGUUGCGAACCGUGCGUUCACACCCGAUGAGGCCCAGUGGCCAACAGACGACCGUCUCCAGGUCGUCUCUGGCGUGGACCUCCUGGUGGGCGACGAUUCAGUGCUGGGGAAGACUUUGACGGAGAAGAUCCCUUCCGUCGAGACGAUCAGCCAUGUUUACUAUGCGGCAUAUCGCGCCAGCGAUGUCCCUGCAGACGAAUGCCGUCUGAACAAGGAGAUGCUUCGUGCCGCCGUUCGGACGCUGGAGGCGCUAUCGUCCAAGCUGUCGUUUGUCACGCUCAUCACAGGCACUAAGGCAAAUAACCCUGGGCCCUACGCUUACGGCGUCUACUUACUCGACAAAUUCCCUUUCCGGGGCCAGGUCCCCUUGAAAGAAGACCUUCCCCGCGUACCCGCGAAAUACGCCAAAGACCUGUUUUACUACCAUGAAGUUGACCUUCUACAGGAGCUAUCCACCGGAAAGCCCUGGUCAUGGUGUGAAGUCCGUCCGGACGUGAUUGUAUGCCCCCAUACUGGCGUGCAUCUUGUCACUCUAGAGCGCGCACUAACCAGUCUCCAGGUUGGAGUUGCCCCAUUCGGCAAUGCCAACUGCAUGGCUCAAACUAUGGGUAUAUAUCUCGGUCUCUACCGGGAGCUUGAAGGCGAGGGCGCGCGGGUCCCUUUCCCCGGUAACGAGACCACCUGGCGGUUACUGUCCACAGACUCGAACCAGGAUAUCAUCGCCCGGUUCUGUAUUCAUGCCUCGAUGCAGCCGCGGGAGAAGGUUCAUGCCCGCGCGUUCAAUAUUGCCGAUAGUGCCAGGCCCGUGUCGUGGUCGGAGCGGUGGCCGGCCCUAGCGGCGUUCUUCGGACUGGAAGGCGUUGGACCAGACGAGUCCAGUCUGCACCCGACAGUGUAUAUGGAUCAGAAUUGGGAGAAACUCCAGGCACUGUGUCAGGAUCGGGGCUUGAAAGAGGACGUCAUCUACCGCAGCAUGCACAACACGGGAGCUCGGAUGGGGAGUCUGCGGUUGAUGGACUUUGAUCGGCCAUUUGACUUGACUCGCGCGCGGGCGUUGGGAUUUGAGGAAGAGAUGGACACAACCAUGUCGUGGCAUACGGCCUUUGAUCGGGUACGAAAGGCGAAGAUUAUGCUCUAGUCGACUCUGAAGGCAUCCUGGGGGUAUGCAAGAAGUUUUGCGAGUCAGUGACAAGUCAAUUAGAACAUGUCUAGAAUGGCAUCGGGCCUGGUAACCUAGGCACAGAAUAUUUCCAUAUGAAAUGGUGAAGGAUGGUGAGGAUAGGAAGGAUAACAAGGACGACACGUAGGCAGAAGCGAAGGCAAGCUGCGGGUCAGGUGACUGGUCUGCCUCAGGCGAAGGGACCCAGGCCGGGAUGCCAAUUCCUCUUCCAAGGCCUUGGACGCUGUCACUGCCUCGACAAGACCAGACGCGGAGCCUGGUGCAACGGCGGCCUACGACUGGGUGACUACAAAAUUGAUGCUCAUGACCUUGAUCGAGUACAAUAGGUUCCCCCUCAGAGGAAAGAGACAGUCUAUAGACUGACUGCAUAGUUGCCAAUUAGAUCGCCUCUGCUGCCGGCCGCUUCUUGAUUGUCAUCCACAUA